This is a messenger RNA of Hemibagrus wyckioides, 1606 nucleotides long. RefSeq names its product dehydrogenase/reductase (SDR family) member 3b (gene dhrs3b). Gene Ontology annotation, cellular component: lipid droplet. The transcript is spliced from 6 exons. The coding region runs from base 177 to 1085 and encodes 302 amino acids. Lineage: Eukaryota; Metazoa; Chordata; Actinopteri; Siluriformes; Bagridae. Gene Ontology annotation, molecular function: oxidoreductase activity, acting on the CH-OH group of donors, NAD or NADP as acceptor. The record is from RefSeq and is a predicted model, not a curated record.
GCAAGCGAGAACGCGCGAACAAAGCGUCAGCACGAGGUCAAACUGGAAUAAAAAGGGGGAAAGGACAAUAUUUUUGUGGUGGGUCUGAAGAGAGGCAAGAGGUUAUUGACUGUGAAGAAUUGCACGCACGCAAGUACCGUACCGCACCUGGCAUCACUCAACUGGACCGGACCGACAUGGACCUGAGGACGCUGUGCUCCGUGCUGCUGUUGCCUCUUCAGAUCUUGUGUUGCGCCGUAAAGGCGUUCGUGCGCUUCUUCAUCCCGGGCAAACGCAGAGAUCUGUCCGGGGAUGUGGUGCUCAUUACCGGAGGAGGACGAGGUAUCGGUCGUCACCUGGCCCGAGAGUUCGCCAAGUGCGGGGCAAAGAAGCUGAUUCUUUGGGGCCGCACAGAGAAGUGCCUGAAGGACACGUGUGAGGAGAUAACGCUCAUGGGGACAGAGUGCCAUUACUUUAUUUGCGACGUGGCCAACAGGGAGGAAGUGUAUAAACAAGCCAAAGUGGUGCGAGAAAAGGUCGGAGACGUCACCAUCCUGGUGAACAACGCCGCAGUGGUACACGGGAAGAGUCUGAUGGACAGCGACGAUGACGCCCUGCUGAAGUCACAGCAUAUCAAUACCAUGGGGCAGUUCUGGACUACAAAAGCGUUCCUGCCUCGUAUGCUGGAGCUGCAGACGGGUCACAUCGUCUGCGUCAACUCCAUCCUGUCCCUCUCACCCAUACCUGGUACAAUAGACUACUGCACCUCCAAAGCCUCGUCUCUGGCGUUCAUGGAGAGCCUGACCCUCGGCCUAUUGGACUGCCCCGGGGUGGGAUGUACCACCGUGCUCCCCUUUCACACCAACACCGAAAUGUUCCAGGGCAUGAGAGUGAGGUUCCCUAAACUCUUCCCACCGCUGAGACCAGAGGUAGUUGCUCAGAGGACAGUGGACGCAGUCAGAACCAACACUGCCUUCGUUUAUCUUCCGUGGACCAUGAAUGCACUGGUUAUCCUCAAAUGCAUCUUGCCCCAAAGUGCUCUGGAGGAAAUCCACAGGUUCUCCGGAACCUACACAUGCAUGAACACUUUCAAAGGACGGACAUAAGAACCGCUACAGAAAGUUUGUCUUUGACUCUAAUUAAAGAGUGUGUUACACUUCUGUCUGCCGGACGCAGCUGAUCAGAAACAACAGGGAAAAAAAAAGAGUCACGGAUCGAGGAGUCGGCUGUACUUGAAGAGUUUUCUUGAGACUUUUAAUGGAGGAGGAAUAAAGAGACAGUAUGGCACAUCGUCGGUGUCACUGUUCAGACUGCCUCAGAUGACUGACCUCUGGGCAGAUUUUGCUGGUUUAAUGACUGAAUUUUGAACUGUUCAACCAGCAAAGAAAAGCAACAGACUCACAAGAAAAAGAGCCUUCGGAUUUGUACUUAAUCUCUUAUAAAAACUGUCUAUUUUUUAACAAACUAAUGUCACUCAAAAUACAACAUUUGAAUAAAAUACAGUUUGGAAAUAAAACAUAGUUUUGGGGUGUUCUAGGGAAAAUGUCAGAUGUUCCUCGAGGGAUCUGAGCUUCAAAUCGUUGCCAGUUUUGGGUGGACAUCUUCUUAAUGUCACACCAUGGCAGCU